ACACCGUCUGAGGCUCAAAUCCUCCUCGAUCUAUCGGUAUCGAUCGUUUGACAAUCCGUGAACCAUUUCGAAAAUGCUGCAACUAAAAGUUCUCAUCUGUGGCGGUGGCAUAGCAGGAAACGCCCUGGCCUUCUGGCUUUCUAAAGCCAACCACGACGUUACGGUGGUGGAGCGCUUCCCGGACCUGCGAGCAACGGGGCUGCAGGUCGACCUGCGCGGGGCCGGCAUCGAAGUCCUGAAACGCAUGGGACUCGAGGAGCAAUUCCGUGCGCACGCGGCCGAGGAAAAGGGCAUCGAGUUCGUGUCGAGCUCCGGAAAGCAGUGCGCGUACUUCCCAGCCAACACGAGCGGAAAGGGGGCACAGAGUUUUACAUCCGACUACGAGAUCAUGCGAGGUGACCUCACAAAGAUGCUAUACGAUGCGUCAAGGGCAACUUUCAGGUUUGGGAUCUCGAUCGAGAGCUACCAGGACAAGGGUGACGGCGUUGAGGUUGUCUUCUCGGAUGGGACGAGCGAGCAUUUCGACCUUCUUGUCGGCGCUGAUGGCCAGUGGUCGCGCACCCGAAACAUGAUGCUCGAACGGGAUGCACCAGACCCGAUGCACUUCCUCCGCCACAACGUUUUCAUCGCUUACUACACCAUGCCGCGUGCGGCGAAGGGGGACGAGACAUACGACGCCACCGCUUACAUGGCGGCGGGCAAUCGGAUGAUGAUGAAGAGGGGCAGUGAUCCGCACCGGAUGCAAGCAUACCUGCUGGUGCUGAAGGAUGCCGCCACGGGCCGGCUGAAAGAGGCGCACCGGGGCGGUGUUGCGGCCGAGAAGGCAGCCAUGGCCGAUAUCUUCCGCGGCGCCGGCUGGAGGACAGAAGAGCUGAUCAAGGGGAUGGAGGCGUCAGACGACUUCUACCUCGAGCGCCUCGGCGUCGUCAAGCUCGACUCGUGGUCCCGCGGGCGGGUCGUCCUCGCUGGGGAUGCCGCCCACUGCCCAUCUGCCAUGACAGGGAUGGGGACUACGUCUGCCAUCGUGGGCACCUAUAUCCUGGCAGGCGAGAUUGCGAGGCACUGUGGGAAGGCUGGUGGCAAGGACGGCCUCGCCGUCGCGCUCAAGGAGUACGACCGGAAGUUGAGGCCAUUUAUGACUCGGGUUCAGGAGGGAGUUGUUGAGGGGUCGGUUGCCUGGGACCUUUGGCCUUCUUCGUGGUUCGGGGUUGCCGUUCUUAAUCUGAUCCUCAAGCUGGUGACGGUCACGCGGUUGAUGUCUCUGGCGACUUGGAUUAUCCCAGAGGACGGCAAGGAUGACUGGAAGCUUCCAGAAUACGAGGAGCUUGCUGAAAAAGCAUUGUAG
Messenger RNA from Diaporthe batatas, 1345 nucleotides. RefSeq lists its product as uncharacterized. Gene Ontology annotation, molecular function: FAD binding. NCBI's taxonomy places the organism in Eukaryota, Fungi, Ascomycota, Sordariomycetes, Diaporthales, Diaporthaceae. The record is from RefSeq and is a predicted model, not a curated record. The coding region runs from base 74 to 1345 and encodes 423 amino acids. The transcript has 2 exons.